This is a messenger RNA of Penicillium malachiteum, 1065 nucleotides long. RefSeq names its product transcription factor SUA7. Gene Ontology annotation, cellular component: nucleus; transcription preinitiation complex. Lineage: Eukaryota; Fungi; Ascomycota; Eurotiomycetes; Eurotiales; Aspergillaceae. Gene Ontology annotation, molecular function: RNA polymerase II general transcription initiation factor activity; TBP-class protein binding. Gene Ontology annotation, biological process: transcription preinitiation complex assembly; transcription initiation at RNA polymerase II promoter. The transcript has a single exon. The coding region runs from base 1 to 1065 and encodes 354 amino acids. The record is from RefSeq and is a predicted model, not a curated record.
AUGGCGACCGUUUCCAGCCUAGCAAGGCCCGAUGCCCUCACUGGAGGCACCCCAUGGAAGAAAAAUCUUUCUGCGACUCUUUCCUGCCCUGAAUGCAAGGAAGUCCCUCCAAAUCUCGAGUUUCCCGAUUCCCAUGAGACCGUCUGCGGCUCUUGUGGUCUGGUUCUCGCUGAUCGUGAGAUCGACAUGCACUCUGAGUGGCGAACCUUCUCGAACGAUGACCAGAACAACGACGACCCAUCCCGUGUCGGAGAUGCCAUGAACCCGCUGCUCAAUGGAGACCAGCUGGAGACUUCCAUCGCCAGUGGAGCUUCUGGUCGUGCUCGUGACCUCUACCGUGCUCAAAACAAGCAGUCCAACGAGAAGGCAAACAAGGCGCUCCUGGCCGCUUACAAAGAGAUUGGUGCGCUCUGUGAUGGUUUCAACAUUCAGAAGAAUGUGGCAGACACAGCCAAGUAUCUUUUCAAGAUAGUUGACGAUGCCAAGGCUUUCAAGGGCAAAUCCCAGGAUGUGAUUAUCGCAGGGUGCAUCUUCAUUGCCUGCCGCCAGUGCAAGGUCCCUCGUACAUUCACCGAGAUCUUUGCUGUGACCAAGGUCACCCGCAAGGAAAUUGGACGGAUCUACAAGUCUCUUGAGAAGUUCUUCACGAAUCAGAAUGUCGAGCGCCACGCUGCUGUUCUUUCCAGUGGCGGUGUCGUUGAUCCCAAUGACACAUACACCGCUACCACCUCGACUAAGCCAAGUGAGCUUACCAGCCGUUUCUGUAACUUGCUGGAUCUUCCCUUCCAGGUCACCAGUGUUUCUGCUGCGUUGGCUGAUCGGGUCACUUCCAUGGGUGACCUGGCUGGACGCUCCCCGCUGUCCAUUGUGGCCUGCUGCAUUUACAUGUCCUCGUACUUGAUGGGUCAACCUAAGUCUGCAAAGGAGAUUUCCGUUGUUGCCCACGUCAGCGACAGUACCAUCCGUGGUGCCUACAAGCAAUUGUACGCUGAGCGCGAGCGUCUUAUUGACCCAGAGUGGAUUAAGGAUGGCAAGGGCGACAUGAACAACUUGCCCGUCGGUUAA